AUGGCAAAGCCUGGCGAAUCUUCCGCGGUGAACUCCCUUCAAGUCGGGGAAUUUGAUAUAGAUUACACACUUUUCCCCAAGUUCCAGUGCAGUAUCGGCUAUGGCUCUGGAGUCUUUCGACAGGAGGGUUACGAUUUGAGCAAGCGACCAAUGGUGGACUUGUUGCUGGUUGUAGCCGACGAGGACCUGGAGGAAUGGCAUAGCGAGAAUCUGAAAUCACAGCCACAGCACUACUCCGGCUUGGCCAGGAUCCUGGGCUCUGCUCGUGUCUGCCAGCUGCAGCGUUGGGGUCCUGGUGUCUUGUACCUCCCGGAGGUGCAGCUUGCAACUACUGAAGGGGGGGUUUUGAACGCAAAGUACGGAGUCAUCACCUUUCGAGAUCUGCUUCUGGAUUUGGAGAACUGGUCAUCUCUCUACAUCGCCGGGAGGUUGCAGAAACCGUUCGUCCACAACUGGUACAGCGAUGAGGAAGACAAUGAAGACAUUUUUGACGCUGCCGUAGUGCAGAAUCGUCGUGCUGCAUUAGCCACUGCCCUGCUGAGUGCCGGGCAGGAUACUUUGGAUGUGUCAACUCUGCUGGCAUCAGUGGUAGGAUUGUCCUACAGCGGCGAUAUCCGAGUGGGUUUGGCUGAGAACCCCAACAAGGUCAGCAACAUUGUCAAUGCGCAGAAAGACAUUUUGUGGUCAAUUUACCGUCCACUGGCAGAAGAACUCGAAGUGGAUGUUAUGGAGGCCACGCUGAACGAUGGAUUGAAGGGUGUGGUGCACUUUGACGCUUCGCUCUCUGGACGCCGUCGGCUUUUUACAGCUCUGCCAGAAGCUGUUCAGAAGGCAUCAGAGGGAUAUGAGGAGCCCUUUGGCCUCCCACUUCGUCGCACUCUUCAAGCCACUGUGCGCCGAGCUUCCAUGCAGCAAGCGGUAAAAGGUGUUUUGAGCUCAGGCGCUUCCAGAAGUUUGCGCUAUGCCCUGGCCUCAGCAUUGGAGAUUCUGCAGUCAUAUGAAAUAGGUGCCUCCAAUUCGGCGCAUGAACUCUAUGGAAGCAUGGUCAACAAGUUGUGGUUUGAAAUCCCAGAAGCAUUGCGGGCUGCAGCUUUUGGCAUCGAUUGCUGUGCUGAGAUGCUUGAAUAUUUCUUGAACAUGCUUGAAUCAGAGUCGGAAGAGUCAUCAGAGUCUUGGUAUGUCUUGAUGGCUCUGGUCGUUUUGGUCAUGCUUGAUGCCGCCUGCAAUCGGUGUUCCAAUCCCAAGUGCCCUCGGCAAGGUGAAGCUGAGGCAUCGCUAGAGUGUAGAUGUGGAGAAUGCUUUUGCACAGAAGCGUGCUGGAUCCAAUUCUGGCACGCUGGGCAUCAGCAUUGCUGCCCACGCGCUCUGGACAUCAUAUCCGCCGCAGCGGAGCACUCCUCCCAGCGACGAGGUGCUGCCCUCUUGGCCAGUACGGCCUUGACUCGCAGGAGGACAGAAAACUGCAAUGACACCAGCCAGGUGCAAGCACAGCCGAACUUGCAGCUGAACCAGAGCAGUCGAUUUCGACGUGCUUUUAGUCAAAGCAGCAAAGCGUCUUCGUGGGUCUCGCUAGCUGAAGCAGAAUCCCUCCCGGAUCCAGACGAUGGCUCAUGUCCGUGCAAUUGCACCACUGAUGACUUCGAGCUUGUGGCAACUCUGGGUGCAGGAUCGUGUGGCACUGUCGCAAAGGUCUCUCACAAAUUCACGGGUGAGAUCUUUGCGCUCAAAGCCAUCCAGCAGCGGUGGGUCAAAGAGAAGCACCUGGAAGAGUAUGUCGAAAGAGAGGUUGCAACUCAAAAGCAGCUGAAGCACCCAAAUAUCGUCAAACUUCAUGAACAUUUUGAGGAUGAGGAAUAUGUUUACCUGCUGCUGGAGUUUGCUCCUGACGGCUCCCUCUACAGCAAGAUCCGCGCGCAGCAUUGUUUGGCACACGCGGAGGCAGCAUCGAUCUUCGUUGACGUCUCGGAGGCUUUAGUGCAUUUGCACAGGCAUGGGACUGCUCACCGAGAUCUGAAGCCAGAGAAUGUGCUUCUUUUUCCUGGCGGUCGUGCCAAGCUAGCAGAUUUUGGCUGGUGUGCCCAGCUGACCAAUGACGGUCGGAAGACGUUUUGUGGAACUAUGGACUACCUCUCACCUGAAAUGGUGUCUCAGCAGCCACAUGAUCAUCGGGUCGAUGUUUGGGCACUUGGUGUUUUGCUCUAUGAGAUGUUGACUGGAGAUCCUCCAUUUUCCGGCAGGAGCACUGCCCACAUCUUGGAGCGAAUUCUCACCGUGGAUCUGAUUAUGCCAGUCUCAAUGCCCGAAGGAGCUGCAGACUUGAUUCAUGCUCUGCUGAAGGUAGAUCCGGGAGAACGACUUUCACUGAAUGCUGCCUUGAAAUGGCCAUGGCUUCAGGACAUGCGGACCGAUCCUUUAGAGACGGAUGAGGAGAUGGCAAUACCUGUUGAUGCUGUGGAGUGCACAGAACCACUCCCCAUGGUGCCUUCAGGCGAUGUGAAGGGGUUUCGAAAGUUGAUUCGCCUUUGGCCGUGCCUUUCAGGAAUGUUCUCCGCUCGGGCACUGACCCACACACGAAAGGCUGUUGCGCAACGGCUGCCCAGACUACUGGAGCUGGGCCGCCGCAGCUUUUACGAGGAUGCUGCCUCGACGACCAACACCUUGUAUUUAGAAAGCCUCUACACUCAGUACCAAGCAGAUCCCUCCAAGCUCGAUGCCAAGUGGGGUGAAUACUUUGCGGCUAUGGAAGCUGGACAGAAAGCAGAGCCUCCAGCAAUGGGCUCUUCACUGAGGCAGCUUGGCAUCGAGACUCGCUUGGCUGCUGCUGUGACGUCAGGAGAAGCAGCCGCUGGUCUUGUGGCCUCCAGCAGUGGUGCAGGUGGCUUGCAGAAUUUGAUCCGUGCGUAUCAAGUGCGCGGACAUGAAUCGGCCUCUCUAGAUCCGCUGAACCUCCACAGCUGGCGCAAUUGGCAGGAGAAGGGAAUUGCUGAAAGCGUCCCGGAGCUGGAUCCAACUUACCAUGGCUUUUCUGAGGCAGAUAUGGACAAAACAUUUGACGUGAGCUUUGCUGGUCUCAACAAGAGCGCAACUCUCCGGGAAAUUGUCGACACCUUGAGACACGUGUAUUGCAAUAGCAUUGGCGUUGAGUAUAUGCACAUUGGCGAUCUUCAAAAGCUUGAUUGGAUUAGAACCCGAGUUGAGAGCCCUGAUUUCCUUCCUGCUGACAAGGAGAAGCUCAUCAAGAUCUACAGUGAAUUGAUGAAGGUUGACACCUUCGAGCAGUUUCUCAACACCCAGUACAAAACCACGAAGAGAUUCGGAGUGGAUGGCGGAGAGGCUGCAGUUGCGGGCGUCAAUGCCGCCAUCGAGCGUGCUGCGGAGAUGGGGUUGCAGGAGGUCGUAAUUGGCAUGCCUCAUAGAGGCCGCCUGAAUGUCCUGACGAAUGUCGUGGGAAAGCCGUUGGUUCAGAUGUUUGCUGAAUUCAAGGGCACACACUACGACUUCGAAAACUUGGUUGAAAAGAGCCAGACCGACGAUUGGCUUUUUGCUGGGGAUGUGAAGUACCACCUGGGCACAUCGAAUGUCCGAGAGUUUGCCAGUGGAAAAUCAGUACUUGCCACUCUUGAGGCCAACCCUUCCCAUUUGGAGACAGUGAACACUGUGACAUUGGGCAGAGCCCGUGCGAAGCAGUACUACUUGGGCAACACAGCAGAAACGAGGUCUCGCAUCAUGCCGAUCCUGUUCCAUGGGGAUGCAUCCUUUGCUGGACAGGGUGUAUGCUAUGAAACCAUGCAACUUGCUCACGUCAAGGAGUUCGACGUUGGCGGUACGAUUCAUGUCAUAAUCAACAACCAGGUCGGAUUUACUACGGACCCUGUGGAUGAUAGGUCCACAAUGUAUUCCUCAGACCUUGGGAAAGGCUUCGGCUUACCAGUUCUCCAUGUGAACGGUGAUGACCCAGUGGCAGUCACUUCUGCAUUUCAACUUGCUGCUGAAUGGCGACAAACGUGGGCAACUGACGUCAUCGUGGAUGUCAUUUGCUACCGACGCUUUGGACACAAUGAGACUGAUGCGCCAGAAUACACGCAGCCCAUGCUGUACAAACAGAUUGCGAAGCAUCCUCGAACUCACACUGUGUUUGAACAGAAGCUCUUGGCAUCUGGAUCCGUCAGCCAAGCCGAGAUGGAGUCAGUCAAAUCAAACCUCUGGAAGCAGCAUGAAGAGGCCUUUGCAGCCGCGGACUCUUUCAAACCGGACGAGGAUAUGGGCAAUUGGGUGGCUACGAAGUGGGAAGGCUUCGUUCGCCCAACUGAUAAGGCAUCAUCUCACCCGACCGGUGUGGAUCUUGAGCUUCUGAAAAAGAUUGGAGCAAAGCUUUGCGAAGUGCCUGAAGGCUUCAAAUUGCACAACGGCUUGAAGCGUCAACUGAAAAAGAAGUCCGAGGACAUCGAAGGUGGCGAAACUAUUGACUGGGCCACUGCUGAAGCAAUGAGCUUCGCUUCGCUGCUCUUGGAGGGAAACCACGUACGCAUCACAGGGCAGGAUGUUCAGCGUGGCACCUUCGCCCAUCGACAUUGUGUGGUGAAAGAUCAGAACACGGGUGAAGACCACUGCUUCUUGAACAACUUGGACUUGGGGCCUCAGGAGAACUUCAUUGCCCGCAAUUCCAUCCUUUCAGAGUAUGGCGUUCUUGGAUUUGAGCUGGGGUACAGCUACGAGAAUCCACGAGCUUUGGUCAUUUGGGAAGCGCAGUUUGGUGACUUCGCAAACACAGCUCAAGUUAUGGUUGAUCAGUUCGUCUCUGCGGGAGAGCACAAAUGGCUGCAACAGACUGGUCUUGUCAUGCUGCUACCUCAUGGCUACAUGGGACAAGGUGCUGAACACUCAUCCUGUCGACUUGAACGCUUUCUCCAGCUAAGCGACGAUGACGAAGAUGACAUUCCAGCCUUUGAAAAUGAUUUUGGACGCAACCAAGUCCAAAAAGCAAACUGGCAGGUCAUGAACAUCUCUACACCUGCGAACUACUUCCACGCUUUGCGCCGUCAGCAACAUCGUGACUUCCGGAAGCCCAUGGUCCUGGCAUCACCUAAGAACCUCUUCCGCUUGCGCCAGUGUGUGAGUAAGCUGAGCGAGAUGGGUCCUGGAUCGCGUUUUCGACGUUUAAUUCCUGAGCGUGAUCAAAAGAUCGCUGAUAACCCCGAGAAGGUGACCAGGCUCGUGUUUUGCAGUGGCAAGCUGUACUAUGAGCUAGUUGCUGAGCGUGAGCAGCUUGGCUUGGACAAUGUUGCGAUCGUGACAUUGGAGCAGAUUGCACCAUUCCCAUUUGAUCGUGUGAAGGCCAUGCUAGAGAUGUACCCAAAUGUGGACAUUGGAGAUGGCAUUCAUCCUGGGAAUGUGAUUUGGUGCCAGGAGGAGCCAAAGAACAUGGGAGCAUGGUCAUACGUCCGUCCAAGAUUUGUCACAACUAUGAGAGAAGGACUUGAGAAGGAUAUGGUCAUGCGUUAUGUAGGUCGCCGGGCAAGUGCGUCACCUGCGACCGGCUAUCCCAAGCUCCACAACGCAGAGCAGGAAGCUCUUGUGAAGGAAGCCCUCGUUGGACAUGACGACGAAGGCUGGACAGUGCAGCGGCCAUCUUCCCUACUCGGCCACCAAACCUAG
Molecule: messenger RNA, 5655 nt
Organism: Cladocopium goreaui
Lineage: Eukaryota; Dinophyceae; Suessiales; Symbiodiniaceae
Source: the annotation of a GenBank genome assembly